Moesziomyces antarcticus is the source of this 1257-nucleotide messenger RNA. RefSeq names its product transcription factor iws1. Gene Ontology annotation, biological process: poly(A)+ mRNA export from nucleus. Lineage: Eukaryota; Fungi; Basidiomycota; Ustilaginomycetes; Ustilaginales; Ustilaginaceae. The transcript is spliced from 5 exons. Gene Ontology annotation, cellular component: nucleus. Bases 1 to 1257 code for a protein of 418 amino acids. The record is from RefSeq and is a predicted model, not a curated record.
AUGGCGGACGAAGAGCAGGCGCAGCACGAGCUGCCACCACAGUCGCCUAUCCAGUCGCAGCCGGAGGAUGCCACGUCUCCGGUCGAUGCCGCACCCCAGCCUACCACCACACAAGAGUCUGCCGAGCAGCCAGAAGCCGAACAGCCAGAUGUCGACGAGCUCCGAGCCGAGGACGGCCAUGGCAGCAUCGACGCAGCGCCGAGCACCUCGGCAGAUGCUAACUCGCUGACGACCGUCGUCCGCAGCGAGAACACGGACGCAGCUGCGCAGACCGCGGCGAUCUUUGACGAGGACGACGAAGACGACGACCAGGACCUGCCGAGCUUCCGUCGGCGCGAGGCGCGCGAUGCUGCCGAAGACGGCACCGUGCGCAAGAAGAAGAAGAAGCGCCACCACAGCCCGCUCGGAUCGCCUGUCCACGCGAGUGCAACCCGCGAGCCCGAGCCCGAAGAGGAGGAGGAUCCGUACGCCAACAUGACCGAAGCAGAGAUGCGACGCGCAAGGACGGACCGGAUGAUCGAGGAGGCGUUGCGAGCCGGCCGCAAGAAGGCACCGCGCAAGCGUGCGGGCGAAGACGACCUCGACCUGCUCGCGGACGAAGAGGUGGCCGCUCUGCGCCGCGAGAUGGUCAAUGCAGCCGACGAUGAUGAGGAGGCCAACAAGCUCAAGAAGCCCGCAACCAACAAGCUCAAGUUGCUCCCCAAGGUCGUCGCCACGCUCCAAAAGAACCAUCUGCAGCAGUCGAUUCUGGACAACAACCUGCUCGAGGGCGUCAAGCGUUGGCUGGAGCCGCUGCCGGACAAGUCGCUGCCGGCACUCAACAUCCAGCACCAGUUCUUCCAGAUCCUCGAACGCAUGACCAUCGACACCAUCUCGCUCAAGAUGUCGGGUCUGGGCAAGGUCGUGGUGUUCUACAGCAUGUGCAACCGCGUCGAGCCUUCCAUCAAGCGUUCCGCAGAGCACCUCAUCGAGGUAUGGUCACGACCGGUGUUGAAGCGUUCGUCGUCGUACCGCGAUCGUCACGUUGCGUCCGCCGAGUGGAACCCGGACGUGCUGGCGCGCACGCCCGCGACAGCCUCGCAGAUCGUCGACAACGGCCGUCGCAACGUCGGCAUCCCACAGGCCGUCACUGCCGGCUUCAGGGUCGCGCCCCAGUCCACCGCUGGCCAGAGGUCCGACUCGAGCCACGAAGCUCGUAUGGCCAACCACAAGAGGCUCAAUCAGUUCAAGUCGAGGCUUAAGGAGGCCAAGCGCUAG